UUUAAGAAUCAAAUACUAUUAUCAUUUUAAGUUUUUCAAAAUUCAUGUUGCUAAUUAUUUUGCCUAAAGUUUGCACCAGUUUUGACUCCCACCAACAACAUACAAAAUGUGAUUUCUUUGCAUUCAAAUUAGUGCUUACUGUCAUUUUUCUGAUUUUUAAUAAUUUAUAAAUUACAAAAUGGAGUAUUUACUUUUCUCUCUAACUUUUUCUUUGGAAAAAUUUCAAAGUUAUAGAAAAGCUGGAAGAAUAAUAUAAUGGACACCCAUAGAUCCUUCAUCAGAUUUGCCAACUUUUAAGUUUUUGCCACAUUUGCGUUCUCUGUCUCUAUUUACAUACUCACACGUAUGUGUGUAUGUAUAUACACAUUUAUUGUUAUAUUUCUGAACUAUUUGAAAAGAAGUUUUAGACCUCAUGACAAUUUACCCCUCAAUGCAUCACUUAAGAAUAAGAAUAUUCUUUUACAUAACCACACUAUCUUUACCACACCUUAAAAAAUUAACCAUAAUUUCAUAUUAUCAAGUAAUAUCUAGUCCAUAUUCACAAAUCCACAAUUGUCCAAAUAUAGUCUUUUCUAAUUGAUUUUUAAAAAAAUAGUACAGGAUUAAAUAAAGCCCAUUCACUUACUGCCUUUAGCUAUUUGGUCUCUUUAGUCUCCUUUACCAAAACAGUCCCCUGCCACCAUCAUGACACUCUGCUUUCUUUCGUGACAUUGAAAAUUUUCAAGUCUAGGUCACUUGAAAAACCUUCUGUUUGUUUUCAAAUGUGCAUGACUAUGCUUGAUUUUGCAGGCUCAGAUUAUAAAAUUAUAGGUUUUCAGAAGCACAUGUAUCAGCAACUGUAACAAAUUUUCAUUUUCGGCUAUUGGUUAAUCAGAGCUAGACACUGGAUCUCCAGUUGGGCACCAGAUGUUUUUACUGACGAAAAAGAAAAAGCAUUCAGAGCUUUUAAAUCUUACAUUAUUACUUUGAUCAUAUAAGGAAUAAUAGCGACAUUUCAUUCUCUGAAAAUUAUGGCAAGGGUUUUCCUUCAUAUUGACACAAUAUAUUAUUCAAUGAAUCGGUUAGUAUAGAACCAGUUUGAAAGCCCUGAAAAUACAGUGACAGCCAAGAAGGAUAUUUUGAAGUUUGAAAUGAUCCCUAUAUAAAUAGAACGGAUCCGCAUAACUUUGGGAUAAAAUUAGCCGACAGUUUGUGGCUCUCCAGCAUGUGCCUGUUUGCUUGGUGCCGCUCUCCUGAUAAACCACAACAAAGCUCAGAGGGAGAGGAAGGAUGGACGGUGCGGCUGCCCCGAGGACGAAAUCUGCAGCUGCCAAGCUAGUUAAGAGAAAUUUCCUUGAGGCUCUAAAGUUAAACGACUUCGGAAAAUUGAAGGCCAUUUUAAUCCAAAGGCAAAUAGAUGUGGACACGGUUUUUGAAGUUGAAGAUGAGAAUAUGGUUUUGGCAUCUUAUAAACAAGGGUACUGGUUGCCUAGUUAUAAAUUAAAGUCUUCCUGGGCAACAGGCCUGCAUCUCUCUGUCUUGUUUGGUCACGUGGAGUGUCUUCUGGUGCUACUGGACCACAAUGCUACAAUCAACUGUAGGCCUAAUGGGAAAACCCCUCUUCAUGUGGCUUGUGAAAUGGCCAACUUGGAUUGUGUUAAGAUCCUCUGUGACCGUGGAGCAAAGCUCAAUUGCUAUUCCUUAAGUGGACACACAGCUUUACACUUCUGUACAACUCCAAGCUCCGUUCUCUGUGCCAAGCAAUUGGUCUGGAGAGGGGCAAACGUGAACAUGAAGACCAACAACCAGGAUGAGGAGACGCCUUUGCACACGGCUGCCCACUUCGGCCUCGCGGAGCUGGUGGCCUUCUACGUGGAGCACGGGGCCAUAGUGGACAGUGUGAACGCCCACAUGGAGACCCCAUUGGCUAUUGCAACCUACUGGGCCCUCCGCUUUAAAGAGCAGGAGUACAGCAGGGAUCACCACCUCGUCUGCCGCAUGCUGCUCGACUACAACGCCGAGGUCAACGCCCGGGAUGACGACUUUAAAUCUCCGCUCCACAAGGCAGCCUGGAACUGUGACCACGUGCUCAUGCACAUGAUGCUGGAAGCUGGUGCCGAAGCCAAUCUCAUGGAUAUCAAUGGCUGUGCUGCCAUCCAGUAUGUGCUGAAGGUCACCUCUGUGCGACCUGCCGCCCAGCCUGAGAUCUGCUACCAACUGCUAUUGAACCAUGGGGCUGCCCGAAUAUACCCUCCCCAGUUCCAUAAGGUGAUACAGGCUUGCCAUUCUUAUCCCAGAGCAAUCGAAGUUGUAGUCAAUGCCUAUGAACACAUCAGGUGGAACGUAAAGUGGAAAAGAGCUAUCCCUGAUGAUGACUUGGAGAGACACUGGGAUUUUUACCAUUCUCUCUUCACUGUGUGCAGUAACUCUCCAAGGACUCUCAUGCAUUUAUCGAGAUGUGCCAUUCGAAAAACAUUACACAGCAGAUGUCACAGAGUAAUUCCUUUGCUUUCCCUCCCAUUGUCAUUGAAAAAGUACUUGCUUUUAGAGCCGGAGGGAAUCAUUUAUUAAGUUUUAUGAGACAGAAGUUUCCAAUCCUAGAUAUUUAAGUGGACUCACUGGGUAGACACAGUUUGCGUAAAUAAAAUGGUACUUGGGUUGAUUAUAACACUUCAGGGAUUUUAAAACUCUUUACAAACACAAUGUCAUUAAUCCUAGAGUAUCAUGGUGAGGAGAAACAAACAAGAAGUAAAGUUAAGAUAUUCUUAGAGACAAGAGUGUGUCCAGAAAGUACUGAAAUAACAAUAAUAACUGAUAUGUAUAGUGCUCUUGCUAAGUGCCUGAUAUAUUUUUGUAAAAAUUUUCAUAUAUUAUCUCAUUUGAAAAGGGACCCAGAUUUUCUUACAACCAGUCUCAUUCGCUCUCUUAUCAGUAACAAGUUUACAUUACCGUUCAGUUGGCAAAAUAGCAGCCUUUGUGAUCGGCCUCUUAAUCUUGGUGUCUUCCCCAGUUCCCACUUUGCAGAAAUUACUGUUGCUAGUUUCGCAAACUCCUAUCCCCACACCAAGCUCUUCAACUUAGAUUUAUUGAAGAAAGCACAUGCACAUAAUCAAAACAAGGAGAUCUUUGAGUCAAAUUAGAAAUGCAAACAAAGACCAGUCCACUUAACAAUCGACAACGGACAUUUCAACACUCUCUCCUUGAGCCAGAGACUGGAGAUGCAACCAUGAGUCUGAAGCAACUCCUGCCCUCCAGGGGCUCACCAUUUUGCAGAGGAUCCGGACACACAAGCAGGGACCUGCCGUGUCAGAUGUCAGGGGCAAGAGUACAGGUGCAGACUCGUUCUUAGUGCUUGCCUUUCAAAGUCACGUUUCUGACACGAGGUCUGGUUUUCUUUUAAGCCUGAAGAUGAAGAGUGAAGGGAUUGUGUGACGUAGAGGGAUCUCCUGCUGCUGCAAGCGUAAAUGUGUUCACUUGAAAUCUCUCCGCACAUCUAAGUGUUGUUUUAUUUUAGUAUGAUUUCCUGUUUAGUGCUUUCCCAGACUCCUUGGGAAGAGUAUUGCACACUCAGUGGCUCCUAUAUAUGUGACAAGAACGUUUAAAAAAAUGCGUGCAAAGAAGUGUGCAAAGGGAAAGACUUAAGUUGAUGACUUUGGUCUUUUUGUGUAACAGACAGACAUUUCAGAGCAUUUUAGCCAGAAGACAAGGAGCACUUUGCUAGCAAUGGCUGGCUCCAGAAAAAGAAAGACUUUUUGAAAAUGGUGAAAGUUUGAGAAACUUGGAAAGAUAAGUGUGUUAAUCAGGCUUGUUAGUAGUUUGCAGAAAGAGAAAUGUAGAUGCUUAACCUCUGGACCUCCUGGUUUAUGAGGCCCACUUUGCUUCACUUUUUGUUCUUGCUAAUCGCUGUUAGAUAAGCUCAUUGCCUCUUAGCAUUGCUUCUAGCAGUUAGAGCAGCAGUAAUUAAGCACAAACAAAUCUAUUUGCCAGUUGUGAGCAGGUUUCUUUUAUCUGUGUAGUUCUCCAUCUUACUUAACUUUAGAUGCUUGAGUUUUGAGUAGAGAUGAUGUCAAAUAUUCCACAAGCCUGCCACCUAGACUACGCUAAACUGGGAUUCUCAUAGUCCCAAUGCUGUGUAGGAAAAAUCAUAGGUGGAUACCAUAAUCUUUCUGAAGUAUCAGUUUUACUCAAAUAUUUUGGGAGAAAUAUUUUGCACUAAAACAAGAUCUAUAUUAUGGAAUAGAAUAUUGGUGUUUGUAUGAACUAUUCAUAUAAAACAUGAUCCUUCAAAAAAUAGUUUGCUUGUAAGAAGUUGCUAAAGCACAUCCUAGAAUACUGGGUAGAGGUGUAUGUUGCCCUCCACCUUCAGGAAUAUUGUGGCAGAAAAGUUUGUUUGCAGACUUAGGCAAUAAAACUGAUACUGGAGACAAAGUGAGAGGAUAUUUCUUGCAUGGGGAAAUAUUGUUUCUCAGUCUGUUUAUGCUUAAACAUUUUGUGUUAACCUAGGACGCAACUACUUGUGUUGAAUUGUUUAUUCGUGGAUUUAAAGUUAUCUAACCCCAUCUCUGAAUUUUUAUUUAGAGAACUUAAAUAAAGCUCUUCUAUUUUAUUUCA
Messenger RNA from Equus caballus (horse), 4590 nucleotides. RefSeq names its product ankyrin repeat and SOCS box containing 4 (gene ASB4). Gene Ontology annotation, biological process: intracellular signal transduction. Gene Ontology annotation, molecular function: protein binding. The record is from RefSeq and is a predicted model, not a curated record. NCBI's taxonomy places the organism in Eukaryota, Metazoa, Chordata, Mammalia, Perissodactyla, Equidae.